AUGGAAGCUAUGAAAAUUGUGGACUUAUUUGACUAUGAAGGGGUUAAGAAUGACCUUGAAGCUUUUAGUCAAGUUUCUGAUGAAAAUAUAGUCUCUAGUGGUCGAAGUUCAUGUCGUAGUUACACUGGUGCUUCGGGGCUAGGCUUUUUGAAUGUUGAUGACUCUGUGAUUUCUAAUUCACAACGACUUCCUGCAGAACCCCUUUGUAGGAAGUUUUGGAGCGCUGGAAAUUAUGGUGAUGGCCUUGGUUCGAAAGUCGGCUCCCAAUAUGCAAAUAACUAUCUUCAUGUCCACCCUUUGUUCCUUCACUCUAAUGCAACCUCACACAAAUGGGUAUUUGGUGCCAUAGCCGAGCUUCUAGAUAAUGCAGUUGAUGAGAUUCAAAAUGGGGCUACUUCUGUUAAGGUGGAUAAUAUUUUAAAUCCUAAAGAUGGAACUCCAGCAUUGUUGAUUCAAGACGAUGGUAGUGGAAUGGAUCCAGAAGCAAUGCGAUGUUGCAUGAGUUUUGGAUUUUCGGAUAAGACGUCAAAAUCUGCAAUUGGACAGUAUGGAAAUGGUUUCAAGACUGGUAGUAUGAGACUGGGUGCAGAUGCAAUUGUCUUCAGCAGCCACAUGAAUGAUGAUGUGGUAUGUACUAAAAGCAUUGGACUUCUAUCUUAUUCAUUCUUGUCACGAGCACAACUUGACAGAAUUGUAGUGCCCAUGGUAAGUUAUAAGUGCGAUACAUCAACUGGAUACCUGGAAAAACUAAAUCACCCAGAGCAUUUUAGGUCUAACAUGUCUUUGUUGCUGGACUGGUCUCCAUAUCGAUCAGAAGCAGAAAUUUUGAAACAAUUUGAUGACAUUGAAAAUCAUGGUACUAAAAUUAUUAUCUUCAAUUUAUGGCUCAAUGAUGAUGGGAGUUUGGAACUAGACUUUGAUACCGAUCCCGAGGAUAUCCGUAUUGCUGGAGAUAUUCAGAAGAUUGAUACGUCUCUAGCCAGGAAGAGAGUAAAUGAGCAACAUCUUGCUAACAGGCUUCAUUAUUCUUUACGUGAUUACUUGUCCAUAUUAUACUUGCGGGUGCCUGAAAGUUUUAGAAUCAUAUUGCGAGGGCAAGCUGUGAAGCUUCGUAACAUAGCAGAUGAUCUUAAAGAUAUUGAGUAUAUUGUGUAUAGACCAAAAAGUGGUGGUUUAGAAGAGGCAUUAGUUGUGACAACAAUUGGAUUUCUUAAGGAAGCUCCUGCAGUCAGCAUCCAUGGCUUCAAUAUAUAUCACAAAAAUCGGCUGAUACUGCCAUUUUGGCCGGUUGUGAAUGGCAAUAGGGGUAGAGGAGUUGUAGGGAUGCUUCAAGCAGAUGAGGUUCAGCCAACUCAUAAUAAGCAAGAUUUUGAGAGAACUUCUCUGUUUCAAAAGCUUGAAAUACGCUUGAAGGAUAUGACAUGGGAAUACUGGGAUUGUUAUUGUCAUAAAAUUGGGUGUCAGGGUCAAGGAAGGAAGCGUAAAGUUCCUGUUGGCCCUCUUAAUCGCUCAAAGGAGAAACCUCUUGUUACAGAAAACCCAGUUGCAUUGGACAACUAUUCUUCACCUGUACCAAUAUCAAAUUCACAAGGCGGAUCUGAACAAACAUAUCUUACUAGGACGAAGACACGUGAAUUUAUAGAUCAAUAUGAGGUGAAAAGGCAAGCAGUGGAAAAGAUUGAAACACGUCUUUGCUGCAAUCAAAGUGUUCAGACCACUGCAUCUCCUGCAGACCAGAUAGUUGACCAAGAAACUGCAAACUUACUGGAAUGGAACAAGAAACUCAUUGCUGAUUGUUUUGCAUUUGAAAAGGCGGAGGCGGAACUUAUUCUCAAGGUGACACAGCUUAGGAAUAAAAUUGAAGAAGCAAAGCUUGAGUAUGAUAGACUUUUGGCAGAAGCAGGAGAGUAUUAG
Lathyrus sativus (Indian pea) is the source of this 1914-nucleotide messenger RNA. Lineage: Eukaryota; Viridiplantae; Streptophyta; Magnoliopsida; Fabales; Fabaceae. The record is from the annotation of a GenBank genome assembly.